This is a messenger RNA of Talpa occidentalis (Iberian mole), 1151 nucleotides long. It is a transcript of the gene ZGLP1, whose product is annotated as zinc finger GATA like protein 1. Gene Ontology annotation, biological process: spermatogenesis; oocyte development; regulation of transcription by RNA polymerase II. The transcript is spliced from 6 exons. Lineage: Eukaryota; Metazoa; Chordata; Mammalia; Eulipotyphla; Talpidae. Gene Ontology annotation, molecular function: zinc ion binding; sequence-specific DNA binding. Gene Ontology annotation, cellular component: nucleus. The record is from RefSeq and is a predicted model, not a curated record. The coding region runs from base 174 to 992 and encodes 272 amino acids.
AGCCCCUCCUGCUAAGGCGCCCGCCCCGCCCCACGCAGGUGGAGUUCAUUGCACCCUCCACCAGAAGCGCCCCCCACCUCAGGCCCUGCCCCACCCAGGUGGGACCCAUCGGGUGGGCCUGGUGGGGGUGGGGCCAGGCGAAAUUAGGGAAGGGGGAGCUAGGCUGGGGCACCAUGGAGGCCGAACCAGCCCCAGACUUCAUGCUGCGAGAGCUACAGGCGCCGCCCUGCCUGGACCCUAAGUCAUCCCCGGAGCCCCGGGCCCAGCAGACAUCAAGAACCUCGGGAUUCCGCAGACCCAAUGGCAGGUCCUUCUGGCCUGCACGCCAGGACUCGGUCACCACCCUGUGCUUCCUCCAAGAGACGCCAGAGUUGUCCCUGGCGCGGGACAAGCAGGCUCUGGAGUCCUGCUGGGAGCCGAAGACCCUGGGAACACUGGGACCACUGCCCCUGGCCAGGGAUGCCAAGAAUAUGUGGACCCCCAUCAACCAGCAGUGCUGCAACCUGGGGCCCCCAGGAUCUCCCAUCAUCUCUUCAGCUCCACCCCAGAGGAAGCCCCGGAAGCAGUCCAGCCCCCAAAGGGGAACUGAGAAAGUGGACCCCCAGUUCGAGGGGGUGACCCUGAGGUUUCAGAUAAAGCCGGAUUCCAGCCUACAGAUCAUACCCAGCUACAGCCUGGCCUGCAGCACCCGCUCUCAGGGUCCACCUGCAGUGGCCCCUGGGAGCCCUGAGGCCAGCCCAGGAGGCAGUGAAGCCCUGGGGCCCCGGCGCUGUGCUUCCUGUAGGACCCAGAGGACGCCUCUCUGGAGAGAUGCAGAAGAUGGGACUCCUCUCUGCAAUGCCUGUGGUAUCAGGUACAAGAAAUAUGGCACCCGAUGUUCCAGCUGCUGGCUGGUGCCCCGGAAAAAUGUCCAGUCCAAGAGGCUAUGUGGCAGAUGCGGGAUGUCCCUGGGCCCUCACCAAGGCCCAACGCAGGAAGGGGAUCCCAGGUGAAGACCAAGGCCUCAGGCUCCAGAGCCCAUGCCUCAGGUGGUCACUGCUCCUCAACUUGGCCCCUUCUCCUGUAGGCUUGGAUGAGCACCCCCCUCACGAAAUGCUCUCAGCAGUGAUAUCCAGUGUUAAUAGCAAUCACAAUAAAGAGCAGAACUACUC